ACUCUACAUACAUUACUCAACAUGUCUCCUCCAACAGUCUCUCUAAAGCUGCAAGUUUCGAGAGUUAAAGGAGCGCUCCAGGCAUUUCCUGAGUAUUCAACAUGUUAGGUUCUUGGAGGCACAAGUGUUUGCUCUUCACUCUUCUUGCUUUCCUUCUUCUUUCAGAAGCAUCAAGACUGCCAAAGGAAUAUUGGGAACAGAUGCUGCCAAAGAAGCUUCCCUCUCCUUCCUCAGCUCCCUCAAAAGGCACCAAUUCUUUAACUACAUCAUCCUCCUCCACAGCCUGGAAGGCCAAUAGAGACCUCCCUUCAUCAGAUGGAAAGUCUUGUAGAUUUGCUUCACUUGUUCAGCAGAUCAUAGUGAUCUCUUGUAAAGAUAGUUGCAUUCAUCAUGAGCACAACAAGUUUACAGAAGGUAAUUAUUUCAGGAUGGAGAGGAUUAAACAGCCAGAACUUAAUGGAUAUACUUCUACACUCCCAGAGGGGAACUGCUGGCAACGACACUAACAAAUCACUUACCAUGGUGAUAAUCAUUUUAUUCUUCAAUGUAAUGUCUCUUAUAACCUGUAAUUUCUUCAAAAAAACAAAAAAGAAAUAAAUGAAUCAAUGUUUGGUAA
This is a messenger RNA of Alnus glutinosa, 616 nucleotides long. RefSeq lists its product as uncharacterized. The transcript has 2 exons. Lineage: Eukaryota; Viridiplantae; Streptophyta; Magnoliopsida; Fagales; Betulaceae. The record is from RefSeq and is a predicted model, not a curated record. The coding region runs from base 102 to 506 and encodes 134 amino acids.